AUGGCCUCCAAACCAAUAGCACUCACUGUAGAGCCCAGAGGCAAACGCAUCCCCAAGCUCCCGAAGGAGACGAGCAUUUACCUCCAAGGCAGCGCCAGCGACCUCUACGACCGCAUAGCGAGAGAUGCCAACUUUUCCGUCCAUCGGCUACGGAUCACGAACAAGAACGAUGGCAAGCCGAUUGCCAAUGAUAAGAAGACGAGUGUUAGUAGUGUAGGGUUGGAGAACGGGAGUGUGAUACAGGUGAAAGAUCUUGGCCCCCAAAUCGCCUGGCGCACAGUCUUCAUAAUCGAAUACCUCGGCCCCCUCCUGAUCCACCCCGUCCUCCUCCUCCUCAGACCCUACAUCUACCGCAAUCCAAAUCUCCUCACAGCAUACCCACCACCUUCAACCCUCCAACUCCUGACCUGCUGGACCAUAACCCUCCACUUCCUCAAACGCGAGCUGGAAACCCUCUUCGUCCACCGCUUCAGCAACGCCACCAUGCCCGUCCAAAACAUCUUCAAAAAUAGCUUCCACUAUUGGAUCCUCGCCGGCGUCCUCAUAGCCGCGGUCGUCUACUCCCCCAUCUCCGCCACAGCCGCCACAAACACAAACCCCCUCCUCACCUACAUCGGUCUGGCCCUCUACGUCCUCGGCGAACUAGGAAAUCUAAACACACACCUCGUUCUCCGCUCCCUUCGCUCGCCAGGUGGUGCGGAACGUGGGGUUCCUAAGGGUUUAGGCUUCGAUUGGGUGACUUGUCCUAAUUACCUUUUCGAGACGCUUGCGUGGGCGGGGAUUCUGGUCAUUAGUCGGUCCUGGAGUACGGGGAUUUUUGUUGCAGUGGCCACGGCGCAGAUGGCUGUGUGGGCGAGGAAGAAGGAGAGCCGGUAUAGGAAGGAACUGGGAGGGACGUAUGAGAGGAAGAGGUUUUCGAUGAUUCCGGGGGUUUGGUGA
This is a messenger RNA of Recurvomyces mirabilis, 939 nucleotides long. RefSeq names its product 3-oxo-5a-steroid 4- dehydrogenase (gene TSC13). The transcript has 3 exons. Lineage: Eukaryota; Fungi; Ascomycota; Dothideomycetes; Mycosphaerellales; Teratosphaeriaceae. Bases 1 to 939 code for a protein of 312 amino acids. Gene Ontology annotation, molecular function: oxidoreductase activity, acting on the CH-CH group of donors. Gene Ontology annotation, biological process: very long-chain fatty acid biosynthetic process. The record is from RefSeq and is a predicted model, not a curated record.